CUGCCCCGCCACCCCCGCAGCCAUUGCCCCGCCCCUCGGGCUGGGUCCCCGCCCCGCGCGGCUUGCGCCCACCCCCGUGCGGCGCGGCUGCAGCCCCCACGCACAUAUAGGCUCCUCCGCCGCACUGCCCGCGUUGCCGCCGCUGCCGCCUCCUCCAGGCAUGGCACAGGGCUGUACCUCACUAUGGCAGCAGCGCAGCACAGCACCCUGGACUUCCUGCUCGGCGCCACAGCUGAUUGCAAUGCUGUUCUUAAAGCUCUACAGCCCAUUUUUCAGGAGCAGGGAAUGACAGAAACAGUUCAUAACUGGGAAGACCAUGGCUAUUUAGCAACAUACAUCAAGAAAAAUGGCAGUUUUGCCAAUUUGAGAAUUCACCCUCAUGGAUUAGUGUUGGUGGAUCUGCAGAGCUACAGUGAUUAUACAAAAGGAAGAGAAGAAGUUGAUCAGCUUCUAAACAAAGUAGAAGAGAGAAUGAAAGAAUUGUUUCAUGGUAACAUAAAAAGGGUGAAACGAUUGCCAGCCAUUUUGAGGGGAGGUGUCAUCGACAGAUACUGGCCCACAGCUGAUGGGCGCCUGGUGGAGUACGACAUAGAUGAAGUUGUUUAUGAUGAAGAUUCACCUUUUCAAAAUAUUAAAAUCCUGCAUUCAAAACAGUUUGGGAAUAUUCUUAUCCUCAGUGGGGAUGUCAAUCUGGCUGAGAGUGACCUGGCAUACACUCAAGCCAUAAUGGGCAGCGGAAAGGAAGACUACACUGGGAAAGAAGUGCUAAUCCUAGGAGGUGGUGAUGGAGGUAUAUUAUAUGAGAUAGUCAAACUGAAGCCAAAGAUGGUUACUAUGGUAGAGAUUGACCAAAUGGUGAUCGACGGGUGUAAAAAAUACAUGCGUAAAACAUGUGGAGAUGUCUUAGACAAUCUGAAUGGAGAGUGCUAUCAGGUUCUGAUUGAAGACUGUAUUCCCGUAUUGAAGAGGUAUGCCAAAGAAGGAAGGAUGUUUGAUUAUGUAAUUAAUGAUCUGACAGCUGUUCCAAUCUCCACAUCUCCAGAAGAAGAUUCCACGUGGGAAUUUCUGCGGUUGAUUCUUGACCUCUCAAUGAAGGUCCUGAAACAAGAUGGAAAAUACUUCACACAGGGAAACUGUAUCAAUCUGACCGAUGCCUUGACUCUAUAUGAAGAACAGCUUAGCAGGCUUUAUUGUCCUGUGGAGUUUUCAAAAGAAACUGUGUGCGUUCCCUCUUACAUGGAAUUAUGGGUGUUCUACACUAUUUGGAAGAAACAAAUGGACAUGUGAACAUCAAGAUUAUUUGAGAUUAUCCUAAAUGUACAUGCUGCAUGGAGCAUAUAGGCCUGCCACGUGCUGCAUAUUGUCAUCUUGAACCUUUAAAUUAUAUGCUGUAGAUGAUCCUGAAACUUAGUCAUACUAUUGAUUGUGAAUUCUUUAAAUGUUUUUAUUAUUAUUUUAAUUUAAAAGCAAAUGGAAAAUGUAUAUUUUGAUGAGCUAGGGUGUUAUUUUUGAAAGUCAACUUAAAGAUGAAUAAGCAGCAAACCUAUAUAGCUGCUGAAUGCACUGAACCUUUAGAAUGUGAUCCUUUUUAUUUUUUGUAGAUCUUCACAAGCUGAUUAAAAAAGACAUCUUUAGCAUUUCACCCCUGAA
Pezoporus occidentalis (night parrot) is the source of this 1650-nucleotide messenger RNA. It is a transcript of the gene SMS, whose product is annotated as spermine synthase. Lineage: Eukaryota; Metazoa; Chordata; Aves; Psittaciformes; Psittacidae. The transcript is spliced from 11 exons. Gene Ontology annotation, molecular function: spermine synthase activity. The record is from RefSeq and is a predicted model, not a curated record. Gene Ontology annotation, biological process: spermine biosynthetic process. Bases 184 to 1287 code for a protein of 367 amino acids.